This is a messenger RNA of Suillus paluster, 725 nucleotides long. RefSeq lists its product as uncharacterized. The record is from RefSeq and is a predicted model, not a curated record. The transcript is spliced from 3 exons. The coding region runs from base 143 to 520 and encodes 125 amino acids. Lineage: Eukaryota; Fungi; Basidiomycota; Agaricomycetes; Boletales; Suillaceae.
GUUCUUCCCGGACUUUGCCCUAAAAACAUUUUUGAUCAAGAAUGCGAUAAUUGUCUUCCAAACUCUGCUUGGCGACGGCGAGGUGUGUCAAGCUCCCACACUAACCUGAAUAUGACCAGGGUUACUGGCAUACCGUAUCUGAAUGAUGGAACGCCAUGACUCUGCAAUUCGCGUCAUGAAGGGUAAAAGGCCUAUAUUGCGCGUGCUUGUGGAUACCGUUAUUAGGUGCUCAGCAGCGCUCUGCUCAUUCGUAAUAUGUUACGCCCGCGGCAACAGUGGAAUGUAUAUUAUGGCAGGCCAGCUCUCCCCGAUCAUCUCGAUUGCCUUCUGCAUGGUAUUUAUCCGAAUCGCAGCCAAUAAACACACUCAGUAUCUCUCGACUGUCUGUGGAGGGACAACUGAAACGGGCGAUGAAACUCGCAGCAAGAUCUUGUGCAGCCUCUGCACACUAUAUUCAGGUCAGAAUGACUUCUGGGCUGACAGAGAUAGCUCAGAAGUAGCGAUACAUCUAUCAGUAUAGGCAUCUGGCUUAGUAUGCUUCUGUACAACUAUCCUCCCACUUAUUUCAGAAGCUUUCAGACAGUGGCUCCCUCGGAGCGCGAGGAUAUGAGGAUCUGACUAGGUAUAUACCUUACCUUGUGAUGCGGUUCUAGAGGUCUGAUACACAAAUUUGCUUGGCGCUCAGUCGUUUCGGUGUUGAAGGUGUGUCAAGGGCCUAUUUACUG